Molecule: messenger RNA, 2025 nt
Organism: Dissoconium aciculare CBS 342.82
Lineage: Eukaryota; Fungi; Ascomycota; Dothideomycetes; Mycosphaerellales; Dissoconiaceae
Product: PDI precursor protein
Exons: 3
Coding region: 358-1923 (521 amino acids)
Biological process (GO): protein folding; response to endoplasmic reticulum stress
Cellular component (GO): endoplasmic reticulum
Molecular function (GO): protein disulfide isomerase activity
Source: RefSeq, a predicted model, not a curated record
CGAAAAGUCGCAGUUGCAAGCAACAAUUCCGCCGUACUCUAGGGCUUCAGGGCUGCCCAGCUCGAGUUCGCCGCAUCCUAGUGACGACGCUCGGACGUAAGGCGGUGCUCACACUCACUCAGCGCCGCCGCAUUCGAAGAGGACAGAAUAGCUUCAACUCUGGUGCGUCGCUGAUCAAGCGUGGAAAUAAGACAUUGUAUACUUCACAAGUCCUCUUCCUCAGUUUCUUUCUUCUGCGUGCUACAAAUACAUUUGAUCUUUCUGCCUUUUCUUCGCUUCGACAGUCAAGUCCUGUCGCCUUGCGAUUGCCAUCUCCAUCCCAUAUUUUCUUCCACAGACCGAUACGUACGCCACAUCAUGAAGUACUCAUUGGGCCUGAUUGGCCUCGCAGCCAUUGCUGCUGCCAGCGAUGUCGUUGAUUUGGGCAAGGACACCUUCGAAGACUUCACCAAGGAGAACAACUUGGUUCUCGCCGAGUUCUUCGCGCCUUGGUGUGGUCACUGCAAGGCUCUUGCGCCUGAGUACGAGGAGGCUGCCACUACCUUGAAAGAGAAGAACAUUGCACUCGCCAAGAUUGAUUGCACCGUCGAGCAGGACCUCUGCGCAUCAUACGGCGUUGAUGGCUACCCGACCCUCAAGGUCUUCCGCGGAGCCAGCACCCACUCACCGUACACUGGAGCUCGCAAGGCGCCUGCGAUUGUCGAUUUCAUGACCCGCCAGGCACGCCCUGCGGUCUCUCUCGUCACAUCGGAGUCGCAAUUGGAGGAGUUUAAGACUGCGGACAAGAUUGUCCUGGUCGGAUACUUCGCCGCGGAUGACAAGACUUCCAAUGCCACCUUCAAUGAGAUCGCAGAGGAGUACCGUGAUUCGUACGCUUUUGGCGCUACCUCAGAGGCGGCCCUCGCCAAGGCCGAGGGUGUUUCCCAGCCGUCCAUUGUUCUCUACAAGACCUUCGACGAGGGCAAGAACACUUUCACUGAGAAGUUUGACAAGGAGGCUAUCGUCGCAUUCGCCAAGACUGCCUCCACUCCCUUGAUCGGUGAAGUUGGCCCCGAGACAUACGCCACUUACAUGGGUGCUGGCAUUCCUCUCGCAUACAUCUUCUCCGAGAGCGCUGACGAGCGUGAGACCUUCGCUAAGACUUUGAAGCCUCUCGCUGAGUUGUACAAGGGCAAGAUCAACUUUGCCACCAUCGACGCCAAGGACUUCGGCCAACAUGCUGGUAACCUCAACCUUGAGGUUGGCAAGUGGCCUGCGUUCGCUAUCCAAGACCCCGUCAAGAACCUCAAGUUCCCCUUCACUGAGGCCGGUUCCGUGGCUGCACUCAGCGAGAAGGCUCUCGGCAAAUUCCUCAAGGACUUCGUUGCCGGCAAGGUUGAGCCCAGUAUCAAGAGCGAGGAGAUUCCCGAGAAGCAGGAGGGCGUGACCGUCGUCGUUGCCAAGUCUUACGAUGACCUCGUCAUCAACAAUGACAAGGAUGUCCUCCUCGAGUUCUACGCUCCUUGGUGUGGACACUGCAAGGCGCUCGCUCCCAAGUACGAGGAGCUUGCCGCCAUGUACGCCAGCCACGCCGACAAGGUCACCAUCGCCAAGGUCGAUGCCACCCUCAACGACGUCCCCGAUGAGAUCCAGGGCUUCCCCACCAUCAAGCUCUUCAAGGCUGGCGCCAAGUCCGAGCCGAUCACAUACUCCGGAGACCGAUCGAUCGAAGACCUCGCCAAGUUCAUCGCCGAGAACGGCUCGCACAAGAUCGCCGCCUCUGCAGCUGAUGCCGAGGCCGUCGAGACCGACGCCAUGCCCAGCCAGGCGCCCGCUGCUACCAAGAUCGCGGAGAAGGUUGCGAGCAAGGUCGCUGAGGCUGCGGCCGCCGUCAAGGAGGCUGUCAUCGACGAUGAGGGCAUGGACGACCAUGACGAGCUUUAAGUGUUCAAUUAGAAAUGUGACAGGGUAAAUGAGGAACAAUGCAUCUAGGACGGUGUCUAGUUGCCAUCGAUAAUGAUGAAUCGAAUGAGUUUACAAUGCAAA